GCUCUCCACUCUCAUUACACACACCACACCAUGUCCGAGUCCAAGACCAUCACGCAGGCCGAGCUCGAGGAGCACCAGAGCCAGAAGGACCUCUGGCUCCUCAUCGACGGCAAGGUGUACGACGUCUCCAAGUUCAUGGACGAGCACCCGGGCGGCGACGAGGUGCUGACGUCCGAGGGCGGCAAGGACGCCACGGAGGCGUUUGAGGACGUGGGCCACUCAGACGACGCGCGGAGCCUGCUCGGCCCCAUGCUCGUGGGCAAGAUGGAGGGCGCCGUGGAGAAGCCGAAGACGAAGACGAGCCAGGUGAACAAGGACCCGACGAGCGCGACGAACAGCAAGUGAGUGUUUCAGCGCGCGUGGGGCCGCAGCUAUGCAUGCAACUGCGGCAGUGCAGCCGUUGGGCCUCGUGUCUGACCUUCUCUGCGCAGCCCGCUCUUCAUGUUCAUUCCGCUCAUCCUGCUCGGCGUGUACGUGGCGUACAAGAACUACGCCUGAGCGCGCUGUGCUGGCGCUCGACGGGCCAGUGCGUGGCGGUCUGCGGCGACAGGCGGC
Messenger RNA from Tilletiopsis washingtonensis, 555 nucleotides. RefSeq names its product putative cytochrome b5. The record is from RefSeq and is a predicted model, not a curated record. Bases 31 to 345 code for a protein of 104 amino acids. Gene Ontology annotation, molecular function: heme binding. Lineage: Eukaryota; Fungi; Basidiomycota; Exobasidiomycetes; Entylomatales. Gene Ontology annotation, cellular component: endoplasmic reticulum membrane; intracellular membrane-bounded organelle. The transcript has 2 exons.